Musa acuminata AAA Group (dessert banana) is the source of this 1906-nucleotide messenger RNA. RefSeq lists its product as uncharacterized. Bases 160 to 1734 code for a protein of 524 amino acids. Lineage: Eukaryota; Viridiplantae; Streptophyta; Magnoliopsida; Zingiberales; Musaceae. The record is from RefSeq and is a predicted model, not a curated record. The transcript has 7 exons.
UAUGGCUCAUGAAUACCAAUCUUCUCUCAAGAUGCUUAGAGAAAGUCCAGCUUUUAGCUCUUGGCAUUUGAAGCCUUCAAACCUUGAGAUGUUCGCUAUUUCUGGACAGUGAGCACACGGACAACUUGUCGGCUUCCCCGGCCACGAAGGUGGUGAAACAUGGGCAGCGCCCCGAGGAGAUGGUGGCGCGGAGAGGAAGCUAACUGCGGCGCAGCAGAGAGCAGAAUGGGGGGCGGCGCCGUCGGCGCGAUACAGUCGUCGACGAAAGGAGUCGUCUUCUUCUUCCUCGUGCUUCUUGUCCUCGUGGCGGUCAUCUCCCGGAGAUGGAUGGAUGACUCGACCUUCUCCAUGAUAAGCUCAUGGCGUGAGCAAGUUCCCAGGUUACAACACUCCCAUCAGCCGCAGCCGAAGCCUGUCACCUUGACCUGCCCAAACCACACAACCACGCCCUCGCAUUACUGCCGAAGGACGAUAACUCCGUCUCCCUCUUCCUCUCCGUCGGCCCCCGCCACCUCCGGAACCGAGCCACCUCCUUCCUGCCCGGACUACUUCCGGUGGAUUCACGAGGACCUCCGCCCGUGGAACUCGACGGGAAUCACGAGAAAGAUGGUGGAGAGUGCCCGGCAGUUUGCAGCCUUCCGGCUGCUGGUGAUCGGCGGCCGAGUCUACGUGGACCAGUACCACCGGGUGUUCCAGACGCGAGAUCUCUUCACGCUGUGGGGCUUCGUGCAGCUCGCGAACCGCUACCCCGGUCGCCUCCCCGACCUCGACCUCAUGUUCAACUGCGAGGACAUGCCGACCGUCAGGGCCGACGACUACAACACGUCGCACCCGCCGCCGCCACUCUUCCGCUACUGCAAGGAUGACUCCACGGUGGACAUCGUCUUCCCCGACUGGUCCUUCUGGGGCUGGCCUGAGAUCAACGUAAAGCCAUGGGAGGUGCUACGGGAGGAGAUGAAAGAAGCGAAUGACAGGAUGGCGUGGGAGAAAAGGAAGCCAUAUGCAUUCUGGAAAGGCAAUCCGACGGUGUCCGGCCAUCGGAAGGAUCUGAUGAGAUGUAACUCCUCCAAUGGACAUGACUGGAACGCUCGAGUUUAUGCACAGGACUGGGUAAAAGAGAUCGAGAACGGGUUCAAGGAUUCGAACCUGGCUGAGCAAUGCAUCUAUAGGUACAAGAUCUUCGUUGAGGGGAGGGCGUGGUCGGUGAGCUCGAAGUACAUCCUGGCCUGCGACUCACCGGCGCUGUUCGUGACGACUCACUUCCACGACUUCAUGACGAGGGGGCUGAUGCCAGGACGCCAUUACUGGCCCAUAAGAGAAGACAACCAGUGCCGGUCGAUCAAGUUUGCAGUGGACUGGGGCAACAAACACCAAGAGAAGGUGCAAGCCAUGGGGAAGGAAGGGAGCAGCUUCAUCUUGGACGAAGUGAAGAUGGAGUUCGUGUACCAGUACAUGUUACACCUACUAACCGAGUACGCCAAGCUGUUGCGGUACGAGCCGACGUUACCGGAGAACGCCACCGAGCUCUGCUUGGAAUCCGUGGCUUGUGGCGAGGAAGGGCGUGUGAGGGAGUUCCUGAUGGAGGCAAUGGUGAAGUGGACCAGCGAUUCCGAGCCAUGCACGUUGCCUCCUCCCUACAGUGCGGGGGAGUUGGAGCAGCUUCGAUCAAGGAAGGCUGAUGCUAUAAAGCAGGUGGAGGAGUGGAAGCAAGAAGCUUGGGAGGAGGAGCACUAAGCCGUCUUGUAUAUAUCCCUUUGUUUACAAGAUAGUUACAGGGAAAAGAAGACAUUGCCUCAAUCUCCUUCAUGACAUAUAAAGAUAGUUAUAUGUCAAUUUUCUAUGAAGAAUUGCCAUGGAAUUGUGUGCAUAUUAUAUUGAGAUCACAACCCAGUUGGUCUUCAGAUCA